This is a messenger RNA of Abrus precatorius (Indian licorice), 1799 nucleotides long. RefSeq lists its product as uncharacterized. The coding region runs from base 80 to 1483 and encodes 467 amino acids. The transcript is spliced from 4 exons. The record is from RefSeq and is a predicted model, not a curated record. Lineage: Eukaryota; Viridiplantae; Streptophyta; Magnoliopsida; Fabales; Fabaceae.
GGUGAAGAUACCUUAAAACUGAUAUUGCCCCACGCGAAACAUGUGAUACCUUGGCGUCCUUUCUUCUUCUCUGUUAUGCAUGGCCCAAGAGGGUGAGACCCAGACCCAAAGUCCAAUAAUGCCCGAGCCCAUCACAACCCGACCCAUGGGCGGCACCGAGUUCAGCUGGUGCAAGGCCGUUCCCGUCGGCACUGGCGUCACCGUCCUCAGCCUCCUCCUCUCCAAACCACCACCAAUCCCUCUUCUCCAAAAUGCCCUCCAUAAUCUUCAAAAAUUUCAUCCUAUCCUUCGCUCCAAGAUCCACCACGAUCCCUCCUCCAACACCUUCCACUUCUUAACCCCUCCCAACCCUUCCGUCCAUAUCCAAUCCUUCGAUAUCCAAUCCACGUCCCACAUCGUCCAAACCCAAUCCAACGGUCACGAUCCCUUCCACACGCUUCUCGAGCACGAGAUGAACAGCGACACGUGGAGCGAUCCCACGGCGGGCGACACCAACAUCCUCUACGCCAGCACGUACACGAUUAGUCACGACCGCUUCGCCGUGUUCCUUCGCUUGCACACGUCGGCGUGCGACCGCGCCGCGGCGGUCGCAUUGCUCAAGGAGCUCCUGCGGCGCGUGGGGGAAAACGCCGUCGAGGAUGAAACGAAGGAUGAGAAGGUGAAUUUGGCGAUGGAGGAUAUGAUUCCCGAAGGAAAGAUGAACAAGCCGUUCUGGGCGCGUGGGUUGGACGUCCUUGGUUACUCGCUGAACGCGCUGAGGUUCGCGAAUUUAAGUUUCGUGGAUGCGAAUUCGCCUCGAAGCUCCAGGAUUGUGAGGUUGCAACUGACCGCUGAUGAAACCAAAUACCUACUUGCUGGAUGCAAAUCAAGAGGGAUUAAACUUUGUGGGGUACUUGCAGCAGCUGGAAUGAUUGCCUCACGGACCUCUAAAUGCCUUCCUGAUCAUCAAAGAGAAAAGUAUGCUGUAGUAACACUUAUUGAUUGCCGCCCAAUUCUUGAUCCAGUCCUUAGCAGCAACCAUGCUGGGUUUUACCACUCUGCCAUCCUGAACACACAUGAUGUGUGUGAUGAAACAUUAUGGGAGUUAGCAAAGAGGAGCUACGCAGCCUUUGUAAAUGCUUUGAACUGCAAUAAGCAUUUCUCAGACAUGUCUGAUCUGAACUUCCUCAUGUGCAAGGCAAUUGAUAACCCUGGUUUAACACCAUCCUCAUCACUUAGAACUGCUUUGAUCUCUGUGUUUGAAGACCCUGUCUUUGAUGAUUCAGCUGGCAUGCAUGAAGAGCUUGGAUUGGAAGACUAUGUGGGUUGUGCCUCUGCACAUGGUGUUGGCCCAUCCAUAGCCAUAUUUGACACCAUAAGGGAUGGAAAAUUGGAUUGUGCUUGUAUAUAUCCAUCACCCCUUCAUUCAAGAGAGCAGAUUGAAGGACUCGUCGAUCAUAUGAAGAGAAUUCUAGUGGAUGGUUAUAUCGGUGAAAAUCAAUAAAUUUUACUGUAGUCCAAUUCUGAACAUGUGGUAAUAAUUUAAUUGACCCAUUCAUAAACUUUGUUGCCUCUUCAGUUUCAGUUUGUGUGGAUUCUCCUUGUUCUGUUGAAUUUCCUAGGAAUUUUAAAAUGAAGGUAGAAAUACAAUACAAUUCGCUGUGAAAGAAGAAAGCAUCUGCAAAAGUUGCCAUUAACAUCAGCAAUACCCUUUAAAACAAUGCGGAGAUACCUUCUCUCUCAGAUGGCCUCAAGUAAUGGAAGGUUUAUUAAUUUAUUUGUCUCAAAAAACAUUUAUGACCGAAUUAACACUUUUGAAA